Messenger RNA from Pongo pygmaeus (Bornean orangutan), 6212 nucleotides. It is a transcript of the gene HOMER2, whose product is annotated as homer scaffold protein 2. The record is from RefSeq and is a predicted model, not a curated record. The transcript has 9 exons. The coding region runs from base 376 to 1335 and encodes 319 amino acids. Gene Ontology annotation, biological process: G protein-coupled glutamate receptor signaling pathway. Lineage: Eukaryota; Metazoa; Chordata; Mammalia; Primates; Hominidae. Gene Ontology annotation, molecular function: G protein-coupled glutamate receptor binding.
CCAGAGCUCGGUGAGGUGUGGGCAAGUAGCUGUCUAAAGGUGGAUGAUGCCCUCCAUGCGCUUUCAGCCUGCCUGGUGGCUGGGCAGUCGAAAACGUCGCCAUCUAUUAAGCUCCUUUGACUGGGAGCAGGUGACGGGUAGAGACGGAAGUUCUGGGAAUCACCGGAGAAGGGAGGGAAGGGCUCCUUCCGGCCGCCUGCUCCCGGAGUCUUCGUGGGGAACGUGAGGUGAGAGCAGGCCGUGAAGAGUAGACACGACUGAUGACUUCAGGGAUGCUACGACUUUCUCUCCUGCCUGGGCAAGCCUCGAGAACAGCCCAUCUUCACCACCCGAGCGCAUGUGUUCCAGAUUGACCCCAACACCAAGAAGAACUGGAUGCCUGCGAGCAAGCAGGCGGUCACCGUUUCCUACUUCUAUGAUGUCACAAGGAACAGCUAUCGGAUCAUCAGUGUGGACGGAGCCAAGGUGAUCAUAAACAGCACAAUCACACCGAAUAUGACCUUCACCAAAACGUCACAGAAGUUUGGGCAGUGGGCCGACAGCAGAGCCAACACGGUGUUUGGUUUGGGGUUUUCCUCUGAGCAGCAGCUGACAAAGUUUGCAGAGAAAUUCCAGGAGGUGAAAGAAGCUGCCAAGAUAGCCAAAGACAAGAUGCAGGAGAAAAUCGAGACCUCAAGUAAUCAUUCCCAAGCAUCCAGUGUCAAUGGGACGGACGAUGAAAAGGCCUCUCACGCUGGUCCAGCCAACACACACCUGAAGUCUGAGAAUGACAAGCUGAAGAUUGCAUUGACACAGAGCGCAGCCAACGUGAAGAAGUGGGAGAUCGAGCUGCAGACCCUUCGGGAGAGCAAUGCCCGGCUCACCACAGCACUGCAGGAGUCGGCAGCCAGUGUGGAGCAGUGGAAGAGGCAGUUCUCCAUCUGCCGGGAUGAGAACGACCGGCUCCGCAACAAGAUUGAUGAGCUGGAAGAACAAUGCAGUGAGAUCAACAGAGAGAAGGAGAAGAACACGCAGCUGAAGAGGAGGAUCGAGGAGCUGGAGGCAGAGCUCCGAGAAAAGGAGACAGAGCUGAAAGAUCUCCGAAAACAAAGUGAAAUCAUACCUCAGCUCAUGUCAGAGUGCGAAUAUGUCUCUGAGAAGCUAGAGGCGGCAGAGAGAGACAAUCAAAGCCUGGAAGACAAAGUGCGUUCCUUAAAGACAGACAUUGAGGAGAGCAAAUACCGACAGCGCCACCUGAAGGUGGAGUUGAAGAGUUUCCUGGAGGUGCUGGACGGGAAGAUUGACGACCUGCAUGACUUCCGCCGAGGCCUCUCCAAGCUGGGCACCGAUAACUAGGGCUGGCCGAGGCCCAGGCCCCGCCCGUGAGUCCCAAGCGUGUGUGUGAGACCAGGUAGCUCUAGGACGUUCUUCUGUGUGCAUUGCUUCUGUAAAUGCAGGCGCAGUUUGUCAUGUUUCCAAACCAGUUGUGCCGUCCACUCACUCCUUUCCAGAAUAGAAAUCUCCUCUCGCUUCUCUAGCCUUGUGAGGUUGUGGACAACUGGAAGAUUCUGACUCAGGAAUCCAGAACUAGGUCUACCUUCAACAUUUAUGCAGUCAGGGCAGGGAUGUUUAUAUCUUUCAUAAGGGCUGUUGCAACCAUAUGAACUGAAAAAACGCAUUUUCUAAUCCAAAUAUUGAUAUUCUUUACACCAAGCCAUCAGGCUCCUUUUAUCAAAUAGCAUUCAGAGUAUUUGAAUGUCCACCAGUCACCAGCCCCGGGGGGCACAGAGAGAACAACAUUCCUCUCUGUCAACAUCGAGAGGCUUUAAAGCAACUGUUUAGUGGAAACUUUCUGAGAGAUGGAAAACAAGCUUCUGGUGGGUGCAUUUUCUGGCCCGGAGUUGCCUGCAUCCACGAUACUGCCCCCCUGCCCCCCAGUUUGUAUGGUUGCGACAGUGUUCCUUUUCUUGGUUUUAAUUUCUGAGCAGAUGAUUGUGCUGUGGGAACAGCACACAGUGAGGGUGCCUAGCACAAUGUCUGGCACAAAGUAGGUGCUUAAUAAAUAUUUGUUCAAUUAAAUGUGUACACAGAAUUUAGUGUUUUAAUCAAACCCCACAGCAGAGCUGGGACCCUGUCUAAUGAUGCACCGUCUUUGCUGUGCUGGGUAGUUAUCAGACAUGAAUGCCACUGUCUGGUCAAACCCAAGCUGGGGCUCGGGUGGCCCUGGGGCAGGGAGGGAGAAGGGGAAGCAGCAGGAGCUGGUCUCAGGCCCCUGGAGCCCAUCCGUGAUGCUCUGUCCCUGGGGGUCUCCGGACCCUCGAAUCACCUUCUCCCCUAGGAAUGGUGACCCAGGGAUUCCAGGUAUAGGGGCUGCCCAGGGCUUGGGACCUAGGUAGGGUAGGAUUGUCUUAUGGGUCUGGACAGCUGGGAAGAAAUCGCAGGCCUUUCGCGGGGGGAGAGAGCAGCUCAGCCGACAAGCCUUGGCCCUCAGGACAGAGGUGUUCCACCCAGCUCUGCCUCCUGCCUUUCUCAGUUUCUCCUAGGGAGGGGACUGCAGCCAUAAACCUCUCCUCUCUCACUGAGCUGCUCAGUGGGGCCAGCGGGCCUGUGGGUGCUGUUGGCAUCCUGCCCUGGGAGAUUGCCCGUGUGUGGCAAUAUGUCUUGAAUCCCUGGCCCCACGCAUCUCUAAAUGCCUUGAGCAGGGGGGAGGCUUUGGUGCCCCCUUACCCCUUUGAGAACCACCUAAGAGGACUACUCCUUCUAGAAACCUCCUCCCAUGGACACGGUUAGACUUUCUCCCUGCUGAAUUUGGAUUAAUGAGCAAACAACCCGAGGAAGGAGGGAGAUGGGGUCCGCACGCAUGUGCCCUGGGCCCCAAGGUGAACACAUGAGUCCUCCUCCUCUCCUUCCCUUCCCCUCACGGAGACACCUCUCUGAGCUGGGGAGUCUUGUUUGGGAUGCGGAUAGAAGGGAAGGCUGGGGAUCUGGAGCACCAAGGCACUUUUAGAGGAGCUCCCGCAGGGUGAGUGGGGGCUUUGGUUGAGUACACAGGGCUUUUGGCAGACAGGAAGUGGAAAGCGUGGCCAGCCAUCUUUGUGAUUCGGGAUAGUCUGCUGCUGGCCCUGCCCUUUCCCCAGAGCUCCAGACGGCUCUCAGGACAGUUGGUAGCAGCUCCCUACUGGCUGCACCAGGAGACCAGAGAGCAGAGCUGGCUAUGAGUCAGCCCUGUGGCCCAGCAGCGGGAUAAGGGGAUUCUCAAGCCAGCCUGGUCUGCCCAGCAGCAGGCUGGGUGUGUGGCUGCCUGGGAGCAGUGGACAUUGGGUUCCAAACACCUUCCACUGGGGUCUUCAGAUGAUCUCUGCCUCUAUCAGGUGACUUAUGAAUCUGGAAAGAGCCCUCUUGACUGACAAGAGAAUGCUCAGGUGACAUAUGCAUAGAAUAGUUACUAAAGCCACUUGUGCAUUCUGAUAGCAGUGACUUCAGAAAACUCCAGAAGUGGAGGUGUAGAAAAUGUUGGAAGAGCCAUUUCCACAGUGGGCUGCUGUGCAGUCAAGACCCAUGAUCCCAGUUCACCAACCACUGAAGAGUGUGGUGAGCAUCCUGUGGGCAGCAGGUGAGGAACUUGGAUUCCUCCUGCUGUGUGUCCAGCUCUACAGCUGUUGCAGCCCUGGAGCUAAGAGUAGUAAGGACUCCCUUAAAGGGAAAGGUAAGUUGGGCUUGGCCGUGAAAGCACAACAGCUUUUACAAAAGCACUGAACUUUCCAUUCCUUCUGCUUUUCUCUAAAGAUCUUAGUGUCUUUUCAUUUACUUUCUUUUAAAAUAAUGGCCCUGGAGCAACCUGGACAGUGUUCCCUUGAGCUGGUGUGACGUGCCCUCGUUUAUUCUGACAUCCAGCCCAGUCUCAGUACUGUUGUCAUAACCUUACGCCAGACUCAGGCAGAAUGUAAGCCAUUCACUCGUGAGCAUCGCAGCCGCUUGUGCUGCCUGGAAGCUGCAGGGCCAGGACUGCAUUUUCAGUUUGCAAAUGAGGUCUCCUGAUUUUGGUGUUUCCAAGACUGGCUGCUAUACCUUGAUAAGCUUUCCUUCUCCCUCCAUGAAACCCGGUGUCUAAAAAAGAUCAACUAAAACUUGGAACCCUUUAACCAAGAGGACCUUUAAAAAUAACCUUUCAUUCCAGUCAAGACCCAGCUUGAUGCAUUUUAAAGUUGGGAGUGGCGAGGAAGCCUUCCUAGUGCCGCCCGGGGAAUGUGAAACCACCAGAGCAACAGGUUGGGACAGUGUGGUCAGGCCUUGGAGGGAAAGAGAACCAGUAUCCACACAAGACCUCGAACUUGUGUGGCCACUCAGUUUCAUCUCUCCUGCCUGCCAUCACAUUAGACUUUAAUUGGGUGAGAGAACAGAGCAGAGACUGUCACCUGCAUUUUGCAGAUGGGAAGUAGAGACAGAGAAAGUGACACGCCCAGGGUCACCCAGCAGUGACCAGCAGCGUGGACUCUGCAUCCAGGUCUCCUGGACCUUGAUGCAGUAUCUUUUGAGACAUGCCACUCUAGUCCCUUUGGUGACCCGUGGGUGCCAAGAGAGAAAAAUUCUCUUAUAUCCUGAUAAGAGCAUAUUACAAUUAUAUUAUUUUAAUAUGUGUCCACAGCAAAGGACAGUUUACAAAGAUGUGAAUCUGAAUGACAUUUAGGAAUGUUCGUUAUAAACGAUAAGUUCCACUUUGGAAUGAUUCUGGUUUUGCAGGAAUCUUUCCAAGAAAGUUGGUUAAAAUGAUGUCUCUGCCAGUGAGGCCAGUUCUAUGGAAAACAAACACACCCUGAGUUCUUUAUUGAUGGCUUCAGUGGAGGCAGAGCAGUAUGUUCAAAACAAGUGGGAGGCCCUGAGAUGGCAGGAAUGGAAACAGAGUUCUGGCUGGGGGUGGCCUGUCCACUGCCCGCCCCUUCCUGGAGAUGCACUCCUUUCUGGCUCUCUGGGGAGGGAGCAGCCUUGCUCAGUGGUGGGAGUAGCUUGAACGGGACCUGAUCAACACCCAGGAAGACUGUGCACAGAGGGCAGUUGGUCUCCAGCCUGCAGGCUCCAUGAGCACAGCCUUCGUGGUGGUGGGCAGGCGCCUGCCUGCUGUGGACUCCAUUUGAUGCAAAACAUCAAGUAAAGGGUGGAGCGUAAUACAGUGAAUAUGCCUCCCAGAAACAUCAUGCUCUGCCUAUUUUAACAGGGCUCUUUUUCUUUAGAAAAGUCUCCUUCUCUAUAGAAACUAGGGACAAUUUUGGAUGAGAGCCAACCACAGGACGCGCAGGGGACGUAAUGGUGGGACCUCACAUGUGGCCAGGUGCACCUUUGGGAAGAAGGCAGACGUGAUGUGACUUAGCACAGGCACUCAAAAGAGGGAGCCAGCCACUGAUCUUUGCUAAUAUCCAGAAGUGGAUUGUUUGUUCCAUUCAUCCUUCUAGAAGCUAAAUUCUUUCAUUGCGUUGAGACAUCACUAGAUUUUGAAGCACUUGCAAACUAGAAGCUUGCAAGAUCAAUGUCCAUGUAUAUUUUUAAAUGAUAUGCAUGCUUUAAAAGGACCCUAAUUUCUGAGUACAUGGCUUCCCCAAAGAAACAGUAUAUAUUCUGGAGAUGAUGGGGGUUUCGGCAUGGAGAGGGACUCCUGUCUAGUCUAGAAGUGUGUGUUACUUACAUGCCUCUUCCAUGUACCGAUCUCAAGAAUAUGGGUUUUCUAGUUUGGCUUUAAACACUACCCAGGCAGGAAGGUGGCUUUGGUAAGAAUUUUGAGCUGGAUGAAAUGUUCUAGUGAACUUAGGACUGUGUGUGUGCGCACGCAUGGGUGUGUGUGUGUGUGUGUGUGUGUGUGUGUCUGUGUCUGUGAAGAAACAGCAAAAGGGGAAGUGGGAGAAACAGUAAGGAAGAGUUUUUAAUUAAAAAUAUGUAUACCUAAGAGGAGACUUUAUUUUCUAUUUCUGGUGGUGAUGUUCUAUGUUCUGGAAUCCAUUUACCAGAAGAGUUUGUGGAUCUUUUGUUUGAAGUGGAAUUGUACAGUGCCCUACUCUCUCUGACGGUGCACAGCCUUGCGGCAAAGUGGUCUCCUGGGCCCCAAAGACCCCCAGAGACCCCCAGGGCACCUGGCAGGAGCCCACAAACCACGGCAGAGUCCCAAGUGGUGCAUGUUUUGGCUAGUGAUGGGCAGGACUGAUGAUUCACAGCUGUGGGGCUGUGCUAUUGUUUUUACCCUCUUG